This is a messenger RNA of Pseudoliparis swirei, 1160 nucleotides long. It is a transcript of the gene spon2a, whose product is annotated as spondin 2a, extracellular matrix protein. Lineage: Eukaryota; Metazoa; Chordata; Actinopteri; Perciformes; Liparidae. The transcript has 6 exons. The record is from RefSeq and is a predicted model, not a curated record. Gene Ontology annotation, biological process: cell adhesion. Gene Ontology annotation, cellular component: extracellular matrix. The coding region runs from base 152 to 1153 and encodes 333 amino acids.
AUAAAGACGGAGAAUAGCGGGAUAAAGUCUGAUAAGGCUGCACCAGACAGCAGCUCACAGUGGAGGAGGAGAAGAAGUGAGUCGAGCUGAGAUCCCAACAGUGUGAUUCUGCUGCAGCGUCUCUCUGUCAAUGACUGGCUGACCAACACAGAUGAUGUCAUCAGAGCACCUGACCUGCGGUUGGCUGCAGCAGCUACUCGUCGUACUUCUGAAGCUUUGUCUCACUUUUGCUGGACCUUUGCGACCACUCAAUGGGACAGACUGCUCAGCCAAGGGUCCUGCUUCCUACAUCCUGGUCUUUACAGGUCACUGGAGCCCACAGGCAUUCCCCAAGCAGUAUCCACUGUUCCGGCCCCCUGCACAGUGGUCCAAGCUCAUAGCGGUGAGCCAUAAUCGCCAUUUUCGGCUGUGGAAGCAUGGUGCUCCAGCUGGUGCAGGGGUGCAGAGCUUUGCCGAGGUCGGGGUGACGGUGGAGCUGAUGAAGGCUGCCAAGGAGGCCAGGAAGAGACGCGCAGUUGGCACCAUGUACCGUACAGCCGGCAUCCCUAACGGCAUCGGGCACAGCUCCACGGAGUUGGUCAUGCAGCCCCGGGGCUCCCUGUUGUCCCUGAUGGUGAAGAUAAUCCCCAGCCCCGACUGGUUUGUUGGUGUGGACAGCAUAAACCUCUGCGAGGGCAGCCAGUGGAAACAGGAAGUGACCAUUGACCUCUAUCCUUAUGAUGCAGGGACAGACAAUGGAUUCACUUUCUCUUCUCCUAACUUCCGCACAAGCCCCCGAGAAAACAUCACAAAGAUCACGUCUGAGAUGCCGAACCAUCCCGCAAACUCCUUCUACUAUACACGUUUAAAGGAGCUUCCACCUAUGGCCAGCAUAAGGAUCAGUCAGCAGAGCAGAUCAUCUGACCGUCAAAUCCUUAUGUCAAAUCACAUCCUGCCAAACACUAUCAAUCCCCGGCGUUUCUUCGCGACCCCAUUGGACUGUGAAGUGUCUUUCUGGUCAUCCUGGGGUUUGUGUCUUGGUCCUUGCUCCAGAGGUGGUGUCCGCCAUCGCACACGUUACAUUCUUUUGCGUCCGGCCAAUGCUGGCGUUCCCUGCCCUGAGCUGGAGGAGCAGACUGAAUGCGUAUCACACAGCUGCAUGAGACUCCAGUAACCCACAG